Messenger RNA from Rangifer tarandus platyrhynchus (Svalbard reindeer), 453 nucleotides. The record is from the annotation of a GenBank genome assembly. NCBI's taxonomy places the organism in Eukaryota, Metazoa, Chordata, Mammalia, Artiodactyla, Cervidae.
AUGACCUGUGGAGCUUGCAGGUUCUAUCAGGGCAACGACGAGAUGUGCUUCGUCAACGUUAACAGCUCUCGCCCCGACUGCCGCUUGCCGCCGCGUCGCCAGGCAGCCACGGUGAGUGCUUCGAAGCUUGUCCGCACCCGGGCGUGGGGCGGGGGAGAUCUCAUGGCGGCGCAGCUUUCAGCCCCCGCGCCCGCCCGUGGCCCCGCGGUUCUCCCGGCCCACCUCACCCUCAGUCCUUCGCCCCCCCCCACCCGGUGUCCUUUGGUGACUCUCCUCCCGGGUGCCCCCAGCCGCCCCCGGGAGGGCGCUGUCCUCGGUGCUGACGCCUCCGGGUGCUCCAUGUCGGAGCGUCGGCGUCAGUCGGAAGAGGCGCCUCCCCACCCCCUCUCCCCGGAGGCCUUCCCCAGGACCCAGCGAGAACUGCGAACACCUUUGCGCAGUUUAAGGGACUGA